AUGGCUGAUAGCGAAUUUGAAGAAUUUCGCCGUGUUUUCGAUAGAUUACCUCAACAUAUAAAAGCUCCAACACCAUUUUAUUCAUUAGUGCCAAAUGUUGGCCUGGAAGAUGACUCCCCGUCUUCCAAGAGCGAGUGUACGCCGGAAGAUGACACUAAAGAGGACAUGCAUCCAUGCAUGGUGGAUGGAAACGCUGCAACCACAACAGUAAAAGAGGAAAUAACAUCAACGCCAUCACAGCCAGACAUUACAGAAACGCAGCGGAGCCCACAGCAUUACGCAUUCACGAACGGCGAACGCAAACGAAGAAAGCUGCCGGAGAUUCCUAAGAACAGAAAAUCAAAAAUUCUAGCAUGCAGUCAGCCAACGUCGCUGGCAGACGAGCUUGGUCAAGUUACCGGGGUGCUGGUCAGGCCUGGGUGUCAUACAAGACCACUGCUGGUCCUAAAAUGCGGCUAUCUCCUGGAUGAAGAUUCUAGCCCCGACUCAGAGAGAUUGCAAAGCCUUGGGGACGUAGACAGUGGACACAGCACUGCGCAUUCGCCGAUCGAUACAGGACCCAAGAGUAUAUCGCCGACUCCGCUACAGCAAAAUGUAUCUCCAGCCUCAAGUUGCAGCAUCAGCGGCCUCAAUUUUGCUGGAAACAUGACAAAUAUUCCUCACAGUCAACUAGAAAUGCUUGAAGCCACGCACAGAGGCCUACACAAGUUCAACCCUAGACAUCACGAUGAAAUCGAAGUGGAAAUUGGCGACCCCAUAUAUGUGCAGAAAGAGGCUGAAGAUUUAUGGUGUGAAGGUGUAAACUUAAGAACAGGGCAGCAAGGGAUCUUUCCGUCGGCUUACGCCGUAGAUAUGGACUACAAUGACUUCGACCCUGCUAACGCUAAAGACAAGAAGGAACGAUAUCUGCUUGCGUACAUGGGGUCUGUGGAGACGUCGGCUCAUAAAGGAACGGGAGUUGUAUGCCAGGCAGUGAGGAAGAUAGUUUCGGAAUGUAAUGCGGAGCCUACAAUGCAGCCAUGUAUUUUAGAAGUAUCAGAUCACGGGCUUCGUAUGGUAGAUCGAUCAAAACCCGCGAGAAAUCGAAACGGGCCAUGUAUCGACUAUUUCUACUCCCUAAAGAAUGUUUCGUUCUGUGCGUUUCACCCGCGAGACCACAGGUACUUGGGUUUUAUCACGAAACACCCGACGCUGCAGAGGUUUGCAUGCCAUGUCUUCAGAGGUCAGGAAUCCACGAGGCCCGUAGCUGAAGCUGUCGGGAGAGCGUUCCACAGAUUCUACCAAACGUUUAUAGAGACGGCGUAUCCAAUUGAAGACAUUUAUAUAGAAUAG
Spodoptera littoralis (African cotton leafworm) is the source of this 1332-nucleotide messenger RNA. NCBI's taxonomy places the organism in Eukaryota, Metazoa, Arthropoda, Insecta, Lepidoptera, Noctuidae. The record is from the annotation of a GenBank genome assembly.